Molecule: messenger RNA, 1395 nt
Organism: Planococcus citri (citrus mealybug)
Lineage: Eukaryota; Metazoa; Arthropoda; Insecta; Hemiptera; Pseudococcidae
Exons: 6
Coding region: 142-990 (282 amino acids)
Source: RefSeq, a predicted model, not a curated record
ACUGUUGUAAAAAAGAAAAACAUGAUAGGGUGUUAUUGAUUAAGAAAAAUAACCUGGUACAAAUUUGUGUUCAAAAUUUAACCAUUAGUCUAUUAAAUCGUUUAGAAUUCAGAAAUUGCAUUUGAUAGGAUCUCUUCAACGAUGUAUUCGAUGCGUAAAAUUUUAUUGUGUUUUUUGCUAUUCAAUAUCGACGGUUUAUUUUUUCCCAGAGAAAAUUUCGUUUUAGCUUUUGAAGAUCUGUUCGCGCCAAGUCUUGCUGUUCGUACUGGCAUUAAAUCAAUUAUCAAAGCUUCAUCUCAAUUACUCGGAUCUUGGAAACCGUUGACUAUUUUCACAUCUAUGGAUGAAACAAGUCUGGUUAAUCUAACGUCUAAGUCAUUCGAUAUGCGAGUUAUUACUCCUAAAACUGUGGCAACCAUUACUGGAGGUGUUUUUGGUAAAGAUAAUUACGAAUUUCAUAAGUAUUCGAUGUUUUGGAAGAUUGGCUCGUGUAACGAAACAAGUUUGCGGGCUCGAGUUUAUUAUUUCAAUUUGAAAUACAAUUCGUUCGAGAAAGCUUUAGAUCACGACGACGGAAUUAUGGUCUUGAACGUUCCAAUUGCAACUGAUGGUGAUUUUCCUAACCCGUUGUUCCAUGGGUUAUCUAAAGUUAUUAGGAAAAAAAUGAAACAACCAGGAGAUUAUUCCAAAGUUCAUUGUGCUUUAACAUACCGAUGGUUCGCUAAUUUUCGCCCCGAAAGUGUUUACACUUCUUAUAGAGCGGACUUCAACGAUGAAGAAUUUGGAAAAAAAUUCUGCGCUAGGGUUAUUAAUCUGCCUGCCGAUCCACAUUUAAACUACGUUUCGAAAGCACAGUUCAAACAAACGUUUGGCAAACUGAAGGAUAUCUCGCAGGAAGCUGUGAGUGAUGAAUUCAUUCGAGACGCGGGUGUGGCCAGGACUCCUGUGGAAAGGCAUGCUGGAAUAUGUGUUUUGAAUCUUCCAGCAUGAUUAGUGUGUUUUUAAAAUAUGUUAAUGUUUAACGAUACUUAUUUAACUACUCAUUUUCAAGAGCAGGUAAACAAUUUUUCUUUGUAAUUUGAAUCAUUUUUACGCACCUGUGAAAUUCGUUGGCUCAAUUUUACUGCUAAAUACAUACUGUAAGAGUGAAAUGGUGUACCUUUUCGUUUCUUCAAGUACGUAACUCUUUACCUUAACAUUGAUGAAUCGAGUCAGUACGCUACUUCAGGUUGUUAUCGUGUUAUUUAUGGAAAUGGAAACGGAAACGAUUCAUCAUUAAAUGUCUCAUUAAACGUACCGGUACUCGCCACUCUAUUAUAACUAUUAUAAGUUAUAUUUCCAAUAUUUUUAUACGUAUUUGAAUCAAUAACCUGAUCCGACAGGGUGCGCAGAAAU